AUCAGCUCGACCUGCUCCACAACACCUGAUCCUCAUCCAGAUCCUGAUCCAGAUCCUGAUCCAGAUCCACUCUGAUCUCAGACCAGAAACUUCAAACUUUCAAACUUUCAGCUGACCUCAGGCUGCAGACAGUCCUCCAUCAUGGACUCGGUCUACUCGGACGUGGACAGCAGCAGCUGUGACUUCUUCUCUCAGACGGACGAUGAGGACUCUGGUUCCCCCUCCAGCAGCAGUCUGUCCCCCGGUAGACCCGGGUCUCCGGAGCCCGAGGCGCCGGUCCCGCAGCAGAAGAAGCGGCGUCGCGGUCGCGGCUCGGUUCCGGUGGUGAGGAAGAACCGGCGCGUGAAGGCCAACGACCGGGAGCGGAACCGGAUGCACAACCUGAACGACGCGCUGGACUCUCUGAGGGGGGUCCUGCCGGCCUUCCCGGAGGAGACCAAGCUCACCAAGAUAGAGACGCUCCGGUUCGCCCACAACUACAUCUGGGCUCUGUCCGAGACCAUCCGCAUCGCAGACCUGCAGGGCAAGACCAGCGGAGGAGGAGACGGUGCUCUGCUGCGGGUACCCGGUCCGGGAGCCGGUCCGGGACCCGGCAGCACCUCCUCCUCCUCCUCUUCCUCCUCCUCCUCCUCCUCCUCCUCCUCCUGGAGCUCCGACGGCUCCUCGUCCUCCUCCUCCCCGGCCUACAGCGCCUCCAGCCCGGGCAGCCCCGCCGGACCGGACCGGUACUACCUGCAGCACGACGCGCUGUUCGGCUUCCGCAGCUUCGCACCCGGCGUCUACUGACCGGAGAGACCGGAGGACAGAGGACACCGGAGGAGACAUGCAGACACAUGCAGAGACCGGAGACAUGCAGAGACAUGCAGACACAUUAACUGGACCCACCGGACCCAGAUGAACCGGUUCUGUUGGACUAGAGAGAGAAUCACUGUUUGCCUUAAACUGACUACUGAGCUGAUGAUGAUGAUGAUGAUG
Molecule: messenger RNA, 975 nt
Organism: Sebastes umbrosus (honeycomb rockfish)
Lineage: Eukaryota; Metazoa; Chordata; Actinopteri; Perciformes; Sebastidae
Gene: neurog1
Product: neurogenin 1
Exons: 2
Coding region: 142-786 (214 amino acids)
Molecular function (GO): protein dimerization activity
Source: RefSeq, a predicted model, not a curated record